Molecule: messenger RNA, 1080 nt
Organism: Symphalangus syndactylus (siamang)
Lineage: Eukaryota; Metazoa; Chordata; Mammalia; Primates; Hylobatidae
Product: P2Y purinoceptor 3-like
Biological process (GO): G protein-coupled receptor signaling pathway
Cellular component (GO): plasma membrane
Molecular function (GO): G protein-coupled receptor activity
Source: RefSeq, a predicted model, not a curated record
AUGCUGUCCAUUUUGCUUCCUUCCAGGGGAAGCAGAAGCGGGAGCCAUUGUGGAGCUCUGCUCCUGGAGGGAGCCUCCCGGGACAUGGAGAAGCUGGACACGAACACAUCACAGGCACAAGGUCUCUGCCAGUUCUCAGAGAAGUACAAGCAAGUCUACCUCUCCCUGGCCUACAGUAUCAUCUUUAUCCUAGGGCUGCCACUAAAUGGCACUGUCUUGUGGCACUCCUGGUGCCAAACCAAGUGCUGGAGCUGUGCCACCAUCUAUCUGGUGAAGCUGAUGGUGGCCGACCUGCUUUAUGUGCUGACAUUGCCCUUCCUCAUCAUCACCUACUCACUAGAUGACAGGUGGCCCUUCGGGGAGCUGCUCUGCAAGCUGGUGCACUUCCUGUUCUACACCAACCUUUACGGCAACAUCCUGCUGUUGACCUGCAUCUCUGUGCACCACUUCCUAGGUGUGUGCCACCCACUGCGUUUGCUGCCCUGCCGGACCCGCAGGCAUGCCUGGCUGGGCACCAGCACCACCUGGGCCCUGUUGGUCUUCCAGCUGCUGCCCACACUGGCCUUCUCCCACACGGACUACAUCAAUGGCCAGAUGAUCUGGUAUGACAUGACCAACCAAGAGAAUUUUGAUCGGUUUUUUGCCUGCGGCAUAGUUCUGACAUUGUCUGGCUUUCUUUCCCUCCUUGGUCAUUUUGGUGUACUAUUCACUGAUGGUCAGGAGCCUGAUCAAGCCAGAGGAGAACCUCAUGAGGACAGCCUGAGCCAAGUCCAUCCGGACCAUCCUACUGGUGUGUGGCCUCUUCACCUUCUGUUUUGUGCCCUUCCAUAUCACUCGCUCCUUCUACCUCACGAUCCGCUUUCUGCUUUCUCAGGACUGCCAGCUCUUGAUGGCAGCCAGUGUGGCCUACAAGAUAUGGAGGCCUCUGGUGAGUGUGAGCAGCUGCCUCAACCCAGUCCUGUACUUUCUUGGAGGGGCAAAAAUAGAGUCAGUCUCCUCCACAAACUGAGGCAGAACAAGUUGGGUGAGUAUCCAGCUGGGGGAAGGAAGAGAUGCCCAGGGGUGAACAGAUCUGGGUAA